AUGGUCACACUCUAUCGUUUGCUGUACAUCUCCAUCAGCUUCGGCCUCAUCGAGGCCGCAGCACAGUAUAUCGCCAAUGUGGCGCCCUUCAUCGUUUUGGCAGACAAAUACUUCCGUGGCUCCAUGGACUUCGGCGCCAUGAUGGAGGCCGCUACCGUCCUGGGCGCCCUGCAGGGCGCCUUCACCACGCUGGUGACGCAGAUGAGCUCUAUCACCAACAUGGGAGCUCAAGCCAUUCGUAUCCAGCAACUUUGGGACAUGCUUGACGAGACCGACCUGGAUGACACGGGGAUCAACUCGGCGGUCUCGCAGGGCGUGCUGCUCGACCUGGACGAGUUGACCAUCUAUACUCCCAGAGGUCCGAGGCCGUUGGUCGAGAAGGUCACCUUCAAACUGUUCAAAGGCGACUCGUUGCUGCUCUGUGGACCCAGUGGUGUGGGCAAGAGCUCGUUGCUGCGGGGCCUCGCGGGGCUUUGGCAUCGAGGAAGUGGCACGAUCCGUCGCUGCGCUCCACACGAGAUGUUCUUCUUGCCGCAGGAGACGUACCUUUGUUUGGGCUCCUUGCGGGACAAUGCCACCUACCCGAAGGCGCUGUCAGAGAGCCCCAAAGAUGAGGAGAUCAUUCAAGCUUUGGAAGAUGUGAACCUCGCCUACUUGCUGCCGCGCUAUGGCCUUGAGGCGCCGAUCGACUUCGACAGCUGCCUGAGUGGCGGGGAACGUCAACGGCUGGGCUUCGCCCGGCUGCUGGUGGCCAAGCCGAAGUUCGCAGUUCUGGAUGAAGCCACCAGUGCAUUGGACAGCCAAAACCAGGAGGCGAUGUACUGUAAUCUUCAGAGGCAUGUGGAUGGCUACGUGUCCGUGGGCCAUACAGCGUCACUGGAGGCCUUCCACACCAUGAAGCUCUUGUUGGAAAGGACCUCGGCGCCCACUGCAACAUGGCAUUUGGAACUGUAUAAUCAACAGCGGCGAUCGGCCGCGGGGGCGGGCCAAGCGCAGGUUGCUUCGCGUGCGGCGAAUGAAAGCGGUUCCGCUCCCAGCAGUGCGCAGGGCUUGUCAAAGGGUGCAGAGGGCGGCGCCGACUGGCCAGCCGACCAGCACCGCUUCGGGCGUCCUUCCAACGCCACGGCCAUGUAG
Messenger RNA from Durusdinium trenchii, 1134 nucleotides. NCBI's taxonomy places the organism in Eukaryota, Dinophyceae, Suessiales, Symbiodiniaceae. The record is from the annotation of a GenBank genome assembly.